GUCGGCUUCCGGAAGCUCAUCUCAAAAUGCUGAACUGCUCUUUGGAAGUCGCCGGUGCUGUAGUAGUUGGAGUCUGUUCACGGGCCUGAGCCUCGAGGCCAGGCUCCUGGGUGUCGUUAAUGUUCGGGGCCGCCGGGCGCCAACCGAUCGGAGCUCCAGCAGCCGGGAACAGCUGGCAUUUCAGUAGAACCAUGGAGGAGCUGGUUCAUGACCUUGUCUCAGCAUUGGAAGAGAGCUCAGAGCAAGCUCGAGGUGGAUUUGCUGAAACAGGAGACCAUUCUCGGAGUAUAUCUUGCCCUCUGAAACGCCAGGCAAGGAAAAGGAGAGGGAGAAAACGGAGGUCCUAUAAUGUGCAUCACCCGUGGGAGACUGGUCACUGCUUAAGUGAAGGCUCUGAUUCUAGUUUAGAAGAACCAAGCAAGGACUACAGAGAGAAUCACAAUAAUAAUAAAAAAGAUCACAGUGAUUCUGAUGACCAAAUGUUAGUAGCAAAGCGCAGGCCAUCAUCAAACUUAAAUAAUAAUGUUCGAGGGAAAAGACCUCUAUGGCAUGAGUCUGAUUUUGCUGUGGACAAUGUUGGCAAUAGAACUCUGCGCAGGAGGAGAAAGGUAAAACGCAUGGCAGUAGAUCUCCCACAGGACAUCUCUAACAAACGGACAAUGACCCAGCCACCUGAGGGUUGUAGGGAUCAGGACAUGGACAGUGAUAGAGCCUACCAGUAUCAAGAAUUUACCAAGAUCAAAGUCAAAAAAAGAAAGUUGAAAAUAAUCAGACAAGGACCAAAAAUCCAAGAUGAAGGAGUAGUUUUAGAAAGUGAGGAAAUGAGCCAGACCAAUAAGGACAAAAUGGAAUGUGAAGAGCAAAAAGUCUCAGAUGAGCUCAUGAGUGAAAGUGAUUCCAGCAGUCUCAGCAGUACUGAUGCUGGAUUGUUUACCAAUGAUGAGGGAAGACAAGGUGAUGAUGAACAGAGUGACUGGUUCUAUGAAAAGGAAUCAGGUGGAGCAUGUGGUAUCACUGGAGUCGUGCCCUGGUGGGAAAAGGAAGAUCCUACUGAGCUAGACAAAAAUUUACCAGAUCCUGUCUUUGAAAGUAUCUUAACUGGUUCUUUUCCCCUUAUGUCACACUCAAGCAGAAGAGGUUUCCAAGCUAGACUCAGUCGCCUUCAUGGAAUGUCUUCAAAGAAUAUUAAAAAGUCUGGAGGGACUCCAACUUCAAUGGUACCCACUCCUGGCCCAGUGGGUAACAAGAGAAUGGUUCAUUUUUCUCCAGAUUCUCAUCACCAUGACCAUUGGUUUAGCCCUGGGGCUAGGACAGAGCAUGACCAGCAUCAGCUUCUGAGAGAUAAUCGAGCUGAAAGAGGACAUAAGAAAAAUUGUUCUAUGAAAACAGCCAGCAGGCAAACAAGCAUGCAUUUAGGAUCCUUAUGCACGGGAGACAUCAAACGGAGAAGAAAAGCUGCACCUUUGCCUGGACCUACUACCACAGGAUUUGUAGGUGAAAAUGCCCAGCCAAUCCUAGAAAAUAAUAUUGGAAACCGAAUGCUUCAGAAUAUGGGCUGGACGCCUGGGUCAGGCCUUGGACGAGAUGGCAAGGGGAUCUCUGAGCCAAUUCAAGCCAUGCAGAGGCCAAAGGGAUUAGGACUUGGAUUUCCUCUACCAAAAAGUACUUCUGCAACUAAUACCCCCAAUGCAGGAAAAUCCGCCUAAGAAAAGCAAAGAAAAAAUGUUUUACAGACCUUAUUCACUAUGUCCCAUUGUUCUAAAAUCAUAACAUGACUUCUGUUUUUGAAGCAAAAAUCUACAUUGCCUCAAACACAUCACUCUAGCUUCCUAACUGCAUACAGUCCUACCAUAGUGAGAGAAAUGGGAUUUCAUCACAAUUCAUGGUGCUAAAAUGAAAACCUCUGCCCUUUAAUUUUUUUCAGUAAUUUCCAGCUAUUUCUAGGUAUAAAGAGCAGCUCAUUUCUCUUAUUUAUUUUAAUCUCAUGUGUCAGUACUUUCUGAUGCUUUGCUUAAUUCAUGUAUGUGUGCAGUGCUGCAAUGCCCAGACAAAUGUGAGCACACCCACCGGUUUCUAAAAUGGGAUAGGCAGGAAAGGAUUGUGUUUUAUAUCAUCCCUAUCUAUUGUAACCCAAUAGACCUGCCAUCGCAUCAGCGAAGUCCGAACACAUCUUUGUUUGAAAGGCUUGUCAAUUUCAUAUUCCUUGAAUUUGGCUUCUUUGUGAGGAUUUUCUGACAAAUGAUACCCAUUAAUUUUCUAUCCUUAGAUAAUAUAGUGUGAAGUUCACAGUUGAUAAACAAUAAUUAAUGUUUCCCUUGGACAUUUUGACAAAAAUAAACCUCAUCAUUGUUAUCACCAGAGUGCCCUCGACAUUACUUUAAUGCAGAUUUUAUAAAUUUUACCUCAUUUAGAACAUAAAAUGAUUAUUGAAAGAAAAAUGUAUUUUUUAAAUUCACCAUGAUUGAACUGUAAAUUCUAUUAAUCCAGAUGUACUUCUACCUCUGUUUUCCCAAAAACUGAUAUUUUUUUUAACAUCAACUCAAGUGUAGUAAACGGAUUUAUAAUUUUAAUCAUUGGAGUAAUUUAUUACAAUAUUGAGUCAAUUUAUAUGAAGAGUUAAAUGGCUCUCCCAGAACUCAGAUUUCUGGCAAUGGCCCAAACCAUUUAGAAGGUGAACAGAAGAAGUAAAUGGUACUGAUUUGCCCUUUCUAGGACCCAAGAUGUGACUUUAAAACCUAGCAAAAGAAGUCCUUUUUAUUAUGUGCCUAGUAUUGAGCUAUUUCUGAGUCAUUUGCUUCAUAGUAUCAGAGAUUCUAAAUUGCUUUUAGUUUAGAAGAUCUUUAUUUAUUAUCCUCAUUAUUAACAACUUAUGAUGAUUAUUUUAUUUAUAAUGGCUUUUAUUGGUUGAGUAAAGACUAAGAUAACACACCUGAAUCACUUUUCUAAUGGGUUUUUUAAAUCUUGUCACUUUCCAAAGAGAUUUUUUUGUUUCUUUCUUUUUUUUUUUUUUUUUUUGACAGAGUCUGGCUCUGGCUCUGUCGCCCAGGCUGGAGCGCAGUGGCGUAAUCUCGGCUCACUGCAGCCUCCCCAUCCUGGGCUCAAGUGAUUGUUCUGCCUCAGCCUCCCAAAUAGCUGGGAUUACAGGUACCCACCACCACAUCCGGAUAAGUUUUGUGUUUUUGGUAUAGACAGAGUUUCACCAUGUUGGCCAGGCUGGUCUUGAACUCCUGACCUCAAGUGAUCCACCCACAUUAGCCUCCCAAAGUGCUGGGAUUAUAGGCAUGAACCACCAUGCCUGGCCCCCAGAAGAGUUUUAAAAGGUGUUAAAGGAAGUUUAUGCAUGUAACAGACCUUUCUCAGGUGGUCCCCUAAAAAAAAAUCCUGCCAACUGGGGAGGUGAAGGCCAACCUUCUAUUUGAAAUUCUUCACAGUUUGCCAAAUGUACAUUUCUUGAGAAUCAUCUUCUUUCCCAGGGAUAUUGUGCCUAGAGGACAGGUUGGUUAGGGGACUAUGGACGACCAGAAGAGAUGUUCUUUUGAAUCACUCUUAAUGGAUGAAGUAACCCCAUGGACUUUCUACAAGUUUUUUACUUAUAAAUUUGCCAUUUUCUAAAUGGAUAUUUUCUAAAUGCUCAUUCUAUCUCUGUAGCCAGGGAAAGGGGGAAGAUUAUAUACAAGUUUUAAAACUUCUUUGUGAUAGUGUAUUGUGCUCUAGGAUCUAUUCAAAAUUUGGAGUUUGAGCUUUUUCUUAAUUUAAUUGCCUGGAGAUCUGCAAAAACCGUAGGAUCUCAGAAAGCCAAGUGUGAAGCCACUAAGAGCAAACAAUGAGGUCAUUAUGAGCCUGGUUCCAAACUUCUGAGGACUUGGCUGUUCUUUUUCACCUUACUGUGUUCUAAUGGAGGUAAAAACCCUUGUAGUGAAGAAGAGCAGUAUAUAUAUCAGACUAGUGUAUAGGAACUUCUUCAUUAAAUAUUGCAAUCCUUAUGAAUGCUGUUUAUUGUUGCUGUUCUGGCCAGAUACAGAUCUUCCAAAGCAACUUCUGUAGGAUGUACAUUUAGGUUCUCUAACACCUCAAAAAAAUUAUUCUUUGUAUUUUCAGCUAAUAGAAGACAGUUCUUCAUCUUGACACCCUCUUUGUUUUUCACAGAGGACUUAAAAUACUUCUUAUUCUGUUGAAGUGUUUAAUUGUGCAGAAUAUAUGUACUCUACAGUAUAUGUGAAUCAGCACUCAAAGUAGAAAAGUGAUAACAUCCCAAGCUUCCCCCAUACUCCUACUGACAUGCCCUCAGCAUUCAGUCUUUAAGAAAAUUCAGUGCAGACCUGAUGUUCUGGUUGUACCUGAACUUAAUUGGAGAAACAAAAACAAUUAAAAUAGGAUUUUUUUAGUAUAAAUCAAAUGUCUUUCACCAUCUGAAGCCCACUAAUUUGAGUUUUAUAUAUAGUUACAGUUAAUUUUUUGCCAGUUACGAUGUCCAUAGAACCCCAAGAUUUAGAAUGUAUAAAGGAAAGAUUUAUGUUUCCCUUAAAAGGUAGUAAGAUGUUUCUUCUGCUCCUUUGUGAAGCCACUCUUCUACAGUAUCUGUAGCCUUAUAGCAAAUUAACUGGUUGUACUAAAAAUUUUAGAGAGUGCAUAGGUCUUCCUUUUCUAUCCUAAUUACCUGCAAUAGCCUAGAGACAGUGAGCAUGAUUACAUUACCAACUUGACUGUUUAAAAAAUUUAUUUGUUAUACUUGAUAACGACCAGACUGUGUGCUGGAGUCAUUUGUUUCCUUCUUUUCUGCUCCCCAAAUACAAUAUUUAAUUUGGUUGCUUUUAUUUUUAAACUAUAUGGCACCCUUUUAAAUAAGAAUUCAUUGCUAAUUAAAAUCUGCCAAUAAAUUGGUCUCAGCAUUUAAAUACCAUAUAUUUUAUAACUCAUACUGUGGUUAUCAAACAGAAGUUAACACAGUAGGUGUAAAGAUAUACAUAAUGUGUACCUAUAGGUGUAUUUAUAAUGCCUAUGUGCAGUAUACAGACAUAAUUAGAAAAUAUUGCAUUUUAUUAAUGUUUAUAUUAACAUAGAGAAUUGGUAUUCUUGUAAAUUGAACUGACAAUUGCUUCUAUUCAGUACAUUUCAUUUUGAGCGGAUAUUUCCCAAAAGAGAAAAAAAUCGCUGUUGACAUGCUUUUUAAAACCAUUUUCAUCUGUAUUUUGUCUUUCAAAAAGAAAAGUGAUCUAAAUUGGCAUUGUAAAGAAAUUGCUAGCAAAGAAUUUUUUUUUUAUUCUUUCUUUUGGCAGAAAGUUAUAUUAAUAGUACAACAAAGAAGGAAAGAAUAAAACCUAAUGUUUAAGACCAUUAUUUAUAAGCAGUCAUUGUCUUUGUGCUUUAAAUGUUUCCCUUUUACCUUACAGUAAUUUUUUAACAGUUGAAAGUACUUCAAAAAUUUGUUUCAAUGAGUACCCGAUGACAAUUAGCAUUUAAUAAUGCAGUUAAGUUCAUUGUUAUUAAGCCUUGAAAAAUUUCAAUAUCUCAAAAAAAUUAGAGAAAAAUAUUGGUAAAUGUAUUUGAUUCACGAAUGUAUUCAUAGUCGAUUGUGAGCUGCUCUACCACAUUUCCCUGUUUUUAUUGUUUCUGUGAAGCUUGAUUAGACUAACUUGCUUAAGGUCUCUUUCCGCUCAAGGAUUCUGUGAUUCUAAUGUAACAGGGUAUGCAGGCUCUCUCUGACCACUUAAAGUAUCAGAGUUCAAAUCUGUUACAAUCACUCCAUUUCCUUUUGGAAAGUUGUGCCUCUCAUAAAGCUGCUUGGACAUUUUAAGUGUUUCGUAAUACAGAUGAAAGUAUUGAGUUUUGUUUUCUGUAAGAGGCAUUUCACUAUGUUGAUUAAACUUAUCUUUUCUCCCAAAAAAA
Messenger RNA from Rhinopithecus roxellana (golden snub-nosed monkey), 5886 nucleotides. It is a transcript of the gene GPATCH2, whose product is annotated as G-patch domain containing 2. The coding region runs from base 120 to 1706 and encodes 528 amino acids. The transcript has 10 exons. The record is from RefSeq and is a predicted model, not a curated record. NCBI's taxonomy places the organism in Eukaryota, Metazoa, Chordata, Mammalia, Primates, Cercopithecidae. Gene Ontology annotation, molecular function: nucleic acid binding.